UUUCCCUUCCCUUUGCUUCUUCUAGCACGUUCUCCUUUCCCCCGACUUCCACCUUCCAAGAAAGCAAGAACAGGGGACAAAAGCGAGUGAAGCAAUCAACGAAUCAGCGCCAUCCAGGCUCCAAUCCAAUCCGGUUGCUUCGUCUCCAACGCUACCUCACGGGGCGCGGCAACCGCCAGAACCUCCCCUCCUCCGCAACCGGCCGCCAGGCGCAGGUUUUGAGUUGAUAGAUUUCAAUGGAUUUUCCUGUGGAUCCAAUCAUGAUGUAUAAGUACAAAGCCGAACUGUUUCUUAAGGAAUACUUGCUAGCAGAUUCAUAUGUUCUGUAUGCUGCUGUGCUUGGGGGGAUCCUGAUGUGCAAGUUGUCCUACGACAUCACACACAUGAUCAGUGCUAUCUACUUCAAAGGUUAUGCUUCCCUUACAAAUAUUCGGAAGAUUGAAUGGAACAAUAGGGGAAUGUCCACUGUCCAUGCAAUAUUCAUUACAAUUAUGUCAGUAUAUCUAGUCUUCUUGUCAGGUUUGUUCUCUGAUCGGCUGGAUGGACCAGUAACAUUUCGGAGUUCGCACCUCUCCAAUUUUACAUUAGGGGUGUCUGUUGGGUACUUCAUUGCAGAUCUUGCCAUGAUAUUUUGGUUUUACCCUUCCCUUGGUGGUAUGGAGUAUGUUUUCCACCACAUUCUAUCACUUGUUUGUGCUGUAUAUGCCAUGCUAUCUGGGGAAGGACAGUUAUACACGUACAUGGUUCUCAUCUCUGAAACUACGACGCCAGGAAUCAACCUACGAUGGUUCCUUGAUGUCGCUGGAAGAAAAAACUCCAAAGCAUACCUUGUCAACGGAAUUGCAAUGUUUGUUACUUGGCUGGUGGCUAGGAUAAUUCUGUUCCUCUACUUGUUCUAUCACAUCUUUAUGAACUAUGACCAGGUUAAGCAGAUGGACACUGUUGCUUGUCUUCUGAUAUCUGUUGCCCCCACUGUACUAUUCAUAAUGAAUGUAAUGUGGUUUUCCAAGAUCUUAAGAGGUCUCAAGAAGACACUGGCCAAGCGGCAUGUUGAGUAGGGGAACGUGUGCAUUCAUGUACAGUCUGCAUACACGAUAUCCACUCAUCUGUACAUUCACGUACAGCUAUGUACAGAUUUGCACUAUUCAGUAGGCAUUAAUGCAGCUACGCUGGUAAUUCAGCUUUUCCCUUGUGAUCCAGGCUGCUCAACCUGUUUUCUGGAUGCUCUCUUGAUAUUUUUGGCUAUAAAUGCGUGUGCCUCAUAUACUUUAUUCCAUUUGUAA
Molecule: messenger RNA, 1283 nt
Organism: Setaria italica (foxtail millet)
Lineage: Eukaryota; Viridiplantae; Streptophyta; Magnoliopsida; Poales; Poaceae
Product: transmembrane protein 56-B
Exons: 9
Coding region: 237-1058 (273 amino acids)
Biological process (GO): lipid homeostasis
Cellular component (GO): membrane; endoplasmic reticulum
Source: RefSeq, a predicted model, not a curated record